GAUUAUUGUGCUACCAUUAAAAAACUAGCUUAAUAUUUAUUUUUUUUUUGAGGGAAAAAAACUAGCUUAAUAUACACACAAUGCAUAUGAAAAAAAAAAGAAAAUUAAAUUAAUUAUCUAGAUUGUAGAAGAAUUUUGUUUGCUUUUUAUUUAAUUUUAAAAUUGUUGUUCAAUUUAAAUGGUCUACUUUUUUAUUAAUUUUUUGCCUUUUUUCAUUCAAAAUGAAGCAGGUAGUUAUCUCUUUUUUAUUUCAUCCUUUUUCCUAUUGGUGUUUCUCAUGUGUUGCAAUAUAUACUAAAGACUAGUGUUAUAUGCACGCGAUGCGUGCGAAAACGUGUAGCAAACUUAGUUAAUUGCUAAUUGUAUUUAAGAAAUUAGGCAUCUUUAAUUUUCUAAUCAAUUUAUCCCCCUAAAUCAACAAUAUUUAAUUUUUUUGAAAAAAUUUAGUUCAGAGGAAAGUAACUAAUUGUGUUCUAAAUUCUUAUCUUUUGUGGUUUCUUUUUUAUCUUUUUUUUUACAAUAAAAUAGGUAACUUACAUCCUUUUUUUUUCCUUUUUCUAUUUUUUCGUGUCAUACCCCUGUUGCCUUAAAAUAGAGACUUGUUACGUGGUGCUCGACUAGUAAAUACAUGGUUAUCCCUCAAUAGGUUCUUCAAUGGAGACCUGUGCAACGAUGUCCUACUCAGGUAAUUAUGAUCUCGAGCUUCUUUCCCGAUAAUCCUGCAAAAAAGAGACCUACCCUGAAGGUUUGGGUGGUGGCUCCCCCUCCGAAGCUUAAAUCAAGUAUCAUGUGUGAUAAAGAAAGUAGAGAUAGAGAGAGAAAGUGAGAAAGAAUUUUCACAGAGUAUGUGUACACACUGUUCAAAAUGUUACAUUUCUCUUGAUUUUAAGGGAAUAUUUAUAGUAUUUGGGGUCUGAUUGAUGUACUUUGAGGUCACCUUAAUUUAAGGACACCUGAUUGGUUAUGUAAUCAGAGCCUGACACGCGGCAAAUAAUGAUUGGGUGACAAAUAUCAACCAAUCAUAUACAACAGUUUCUUGAGAUUUAGGCCUGGAUAUUCUACUAGACCAAAAAGGUGGGCUAGUACCUUUUCUCAGUGAAAAUCAAUACUUCAGCAUUAUUCCUUUCCUCUGUACUUCUUCUUUGAGAGGAGACACGUGGAUGCUCCAGAUGGAUCCACGUGUACCUUGGGGAGCCGUUGAGUUUCAGGCUAUAACAAGACUAGUCUUGGGAGCUAUGCGUGCGAAAUUAUUAUCAUCCUAGAUUAAUUUUUUUCUUUUUUUUCUUUGUUUAUUUUUAAGUAUCCCCUAUGUAUUGCCUUAUACAAAUUUGUACUACUAUUUUCAUGAUUUCUAAUAAAAAAAGUAGUAUUUUAAGAGAUAAUAACUACCACCAAUUGAUGAUUUCUAAUAAAAAGUCGCUUUUCAAAAACAUUUUGUUGCAAUAAAGCUUAAGUUUCGCCAUUGUGGUUAACAAAAAUUUUCUCUUUGAUUAAAAUUUAGUGGGUGUAGAAUAAAUAAAUAAUAGGGUGAAGAUAGAAAAAUGGCGACUUUGAAUGAUUUGAUUGGUAUUUUGAAGAUUAGAGUGAUAAAAGGCACGAAUCUUAUUGCCAAAGAUAUAAAUCACAGCGAUCCCUAUGUUAUUAUCUCCAUGGGCUCACAGAAAUUGAAAACACGACAUGUUGAAAAUGAUUGCAACCCUGUAUGGAAUGAUGAAUUGACUCUUGCUAUAGCUGAUUGUGAUGCUCCAAUAAACUUAACAGUGUAUGAUACAGAUUCAUUUACCCCUGAUGACCAACUGGGUGAAGCUCAAAUAGACAUUAAGCCAUAUCUAGAAUGUAUGAGGGCACAAUUAAGCGAUAUCUCAACUGACACCAUUGUCGAUAAGAUCCUUCCCAAUAGGAAAAAUUGCCUUACCGAUGUAAGCCAUAUCAUUUGGAAGGAUGGAAAAUUAGUUCAAGACAUGAUUGUUAGGCUUAAAAAUGUGAAAACCGGUGAGGUAGAACUUCAGAUUGAAUGGGUGGAUAUUCCUUCAUAUAAAAAUGGAUCAUGA
Messenger RNA from Beta vulgaris subsp. vulgaris (sugar beet), 2051 nucleotides. RefSeq names its product protein C2-DOMAIN ABA-RELATED 7-like. The coding region runs from base 1542 to 2051 and encodes 169 amino acids. The record is from RefSeq and is a predicted model, not a curated record. NCBI's taxonomy places the organism in Eukaryota, Viridiplantae, Streptophyta, Magnoliopsida, Caryophyllales, Amaranthaceae. The transcript is spliced from 3 exons.